UAAGAUUUUCAGUUUGCUCUCUCAUUCUCUCACUAGACUUUCUUUUUUUUUUUCUCUCUCUGGUAAGGCUCUAAUAAAGUAGGAUGUUCCCCAGAGCGGUGUUAGGCUACAAUAAUGCAUUUUGUGUUGUGUUGUUGAGUUAGAGAGAGAAAGAAAGUAUCUUUCUUUGUAGAGUCAGCAACAGCACGCUUUGCUUCCUCAGCUGAACAACCUAACAUUUUUAAGAGGUCUCUCUACUGGGUUGCGUGCGAGUUCCUCUAAAUUCUCCGUUUCCUGUUUUUGGUUUUUUGGGUGAGAGCGAUAAAAGGAAUCUCUCUCUUUCUCAGGUUUUUUUUAUCUUCCUCUUAUAUUUCAUUUCAUUUCUCUGGCUUUUUUCUUUUCCUUACUACAACUGAAUCAGCUCUUGUUUCUUGUCUCCUCUCCCAUUUCCUCUACAUGUCAAAAGUAAAUAGAACCCACUAAGCGUGCCAAUACAACAAUACAAAAGUCGCUAUUAUAUGUCUCUUUUCUUUGCCUUUGCCCUUUGAGUUGUUACAACACUUAUUAUUAAUAUCCUGUUUUCUUUUUCCCUCCUGGUGGGGCUGUUGCCAUUAUUUCCCUCUUCUGGGUCUACUGCGUUUAAGGAUUCUUAUGUGUUGAGGCUUUAAAAGCUGGGUCUUUCGUUGGCAGCGGAUACAUUUAAGGUCCUUUAGUUGUUUUUUCUUUUUAUAUGGGUUUGAAUCAUUUGAGGAUGCGGGUUUUCAAGUUCUUGAGUGCUGGUUAAAGAACUCAUUGCAAAAAAGUGAGAUUUUCUUGCAUUCUUGCUUCUUUCUGGUGUUAAAAGUCAAAGAACAAACCUAAGAAAGUGAUAUUUUAUCUGUUCAAUGGAGGGUGGUUCAAAGAAUGGCGAGGCAUGUCCUCAGUUACUGGAUUUGAUUCCAAGAGAAAGAGAAUGGCUUGUUAAAAGAGCUGAUGAAAGAUCUACAGAGGAGAAGAAGCUUGAACUAAGGCUUGGUCCACCUGGUGAAGAAUGGUCUCUUGGAAAGACAGCUAAAAACUCAGAUGAUAGAGUAAGGGACGAGUUUCUUCUCUCUCUCGGAAACCAACAAACCCAUAAGUUCUCUUCACCUGAGAACACUCGAGCAGGUUCUGUGUGGUUUAAUCAACAACUAUCUCAGCAGGCGAAGGCUGCUACUCCAUUUCUCCAGUUUCCACCAAAAACAGUAACAACAACCCAACAGAGCCUGCCUGUUACGGGAAAGGAAUCCUCACUGCCCUGUUGCACUAAAGUGGUAGUAGACUUGCAGCAGAGUGCAGAAAAGAAGGGGUUUUCACAGCCAACUCCUGCAAAUACAGCUGUGCCCAACAGCUCUCAGAAAAGAACUGCUCCUGGUCCUGUAGUGGGUUGGCCUCCAAUCCGAUCAUUCAGGAAGAAUCUUGCAAGCAGCAGCUCUUCAAAACCAUCUAUUGACACACAAAAUGAAAGCCCAAACAAGAAGGUUGCUGGUGAAAAACCAAUGGAAAAUUGCAAGAAAGGGAUGUUUGUGAAGAUCAAUAUGGAUGGUGUUCCUAUUGGAAGGAAAGUAGAUCUUAAAGCCUAUGACAGCUAUGAGAAGCUUUCUACUGCUGUUGAUGAACUAUUCAGAGGCCUACUUGCAGCUCAAAGAGAUUCCUCUGCUGGUGGAAUCAUGAGCAAGCAAGAGGAAGAGAAAGCAAUUACGGGUGUAUUAGAUGGGAGUGGGGAAUAUACGCUUGUUUAUGAGGAUAAUGAAGGAGACAGGAUGCUUGUUGGGGAUGUCCCAUGGCACAUGUUUGUGUCAACUGUGAAGAGGCUUCGCGUAUUGAAGAGCUCUGAAGUUUCUGCAUUAAGCCUUGGAAGCAGUAAGCAAGGCAAGGUACAAAUGAGAUGAGAGAGAUGAAUUUUGCUGUGAAUAUUCUCUUUUGAAGCUUGAAGGAGAAUACUUGGAUUGAUGCCUUAGUUAACAUUUUGUCCCUUGGAACUCCGCAACUCACAGUAUAUAUAUAUAUAUAUAUAUGUCUAUGUCUAGCUUUAUAUGUUUUUUUCCCCUAUUUUGAAGUUUAACCCCUUUGUUUAACUUACUAUGCAAUGUGGAAUGGUGCUUAGAGACUCUGUUUUGAGCUUAAUGUACAAGUUAAGUAUGUCUAGUUUUAUUAAUUCACCAAGUUUUUAACUAUUGAGCCAAAGCUGUUUCAGUAGAAA
This is a messenger RNA of Jatropha curcas, 2200 nucleotides long. Its product is annotated as auxin-responsive protein IAA26. Gene Ontology annotation, cellular component: nucleus. NCBI's taxonomy places the organism in Eukaryota, Viridiplantae, Streptophyta, Magnoliopsida, Malpighiales, Euphorbiaceae. The record is from RefSeq and is a predicted model, not a curated record. Gene Ontology annotation, biological process: regulation of DNA-templated transcription.